Messenger RNA from Arctia plantaginis, 399 nucleotides. The record is from the annotation of a GenBank genome assembly. NCBI's taxonomy places the organism in Eukaryota, Metazoa, Arthropoda, Insecta, Lepidoptera, Erebidae.
AUGUCCGCGGGUAAGCUUUUGCAUUCGAUUCCCAUCGGCCGUGUGAGAUGUCCACAGAUAAGCACGAUAAAUUUAAUUAAAUGUCUCGGAGAGGUCCCACGGACGGGUAAGGUGCGGGCACGCGGGGCGGUGGGGGCUGCGGUGCGGGGGCCUGCUUGUGGACAGAAGUGCCGAGGGCAGGCAAAUUUGUUUGCUCCUGCGUUCGGUCCACUUGUAUUAAUUAAGUGCGGCGCGGCUCAAAGACGUCGCCGCACAACACCGUCAGGACGAAGGCUACGCAUACAAAAAAAACAUCGCCAGCGCAGGCGCAGUGGCCGGACACCCACUGUCGUUUGUUAUUUACAAGUUGUGCACGACGUGGUGAUGUGCGGUUCCAUUCUAUUCUUUCUCAUUGCUUAG